UGUAAACAUGGCGCUAUCCAAGUACACUUCCAACGAGACCGGAAUUCCAAAAUGGCAAAUUGCUCUCGCCGUAGGAGGAACUGUGGCUGCAACAGCUGGUAUAUAUUACUUCUUGAUCAGAGACUCCAGUAAAAAGGGAUCCCAAACCAAGACACAGUCGAAGAAAUCGAGAGAUUCGACUGUUAGUGGUGAGUCUCCCCCGAGCGAAGCAGAAUCCUCAGGAAAGGCAGACGAUGAUGCGAACUUGACACCAUUGGAGAAGGCUCAAGCAUGCAAGAACAAAGGCAAUAAGUACUUCAAAGGAGGGAAGUUUUCUGAGGCUAUCAAAUGUUAUGACCAAGCCAUAGAGAUGUGUCCACCUGAAAAUACUGUUGACUUGUCAACCUUCUACCAGAACAGGGCAGCUGCAUAUGAACAACAAAAAAAUUGGGAGUGUGUUCUCCGGGACUGCACUGCUGCCCUGGAGCUAAAUGAGAAAUAUGUUAAGGCACUGCAGAGGAGAGCCAAAGCAUGUGAGGUACUAAAAGACCUAGAACAAGCCCUAGAGGACCUAACAGCUGUGUGUAUAAUUGAAUCCUUCCAGAACCAGGCAACUUUGGUCAAUGUUGACAGAGUACUUAAAGAACUAGGUAAGAAGUUUUUAGAUAUUUAUUUUCUUGUUUUCUCUGCUUUUCAUUUUUUCUUCUAUUUGCAAUUUUUCAUCUUUCUCCAGCUCUUUGUCCUUCAUACCUUGUAUCAUUAACCCUUUCCCGACGGG
Messenger RNA from Penaeus indicus, 757 nucleotides. RefSeq names its product mitochondrial import receptor subunit TOM70-like. Gene Ontology annotation, biological process: protein import into mitochondrial matrix; protein insertion into mitochondrial inner membrane. Bases 8 to 742 code for a protein of 244 amino acids. The transcript is spliced from 3 exons. Lineage: Eukaryota; Metazoa; Arthropoda; Malacostraca; Decapoda; Penaeidae. Gene Ontology annotation, cellular component: mitochondrial outer membrane. The record is from RefSeq and is a predicted model, not a curated record. Gene Ontology annotation, molecular function: transmembrane protein transporter activity; protein binding.